AUGACACUAUCAGACGACGAAAGCAAUGGCGUCUUCGACAUCGAUGAAGAGCUAGUGCCAGUGCGAGAGCUCAAGCAAGCUGGCGUCAUGGAAGUGACCUUUGAUGGUUUGCUAAGCACACCCCUGAGAUUGGAGGAAGAUCUUAAGAAAGGGUGUGGUGGCAUGUUGUGGCCUGCUGGUAUGGUGAUGGCGAAGUAUUUGAUCAGACAGGACAAAGAACUGUUCAAGGAUAAAACGAUAGUCGAAUUGGGUGCUGGAGGUGGUUUAGUCGGUCUCGCCGUGGCGCUAGGGUUUCACCUGGACCACCCUCUCCAUCUCACAGAUCAAAUACCCAUGCUCGCCUUAAUGGAACGCAACAUAGCCCUCAACAACCUCCAACCUCAAGUCAAAGCCUCAAUAUACGAUUGGGGCGAGCCAGCACCAGAAGCUAUACCUCAGCAUCCAGACAUCAUUCUAGCAGCCGAAUGCGUCUACUUCGAACCUGCAUUCCCACUCUUACAGCAAACGAUGAAGGAUCUGAUAGGUCCGAACACGAUUUGCUAUUUCUGCUUCAAGAAACGCAGAAGAGCGGAUAUGAACUUUGUCAAGGUUAUGAAGAAGAUGUUUUUGGUGGAGCCGGUGGAGGAUGAUCCGGAUAAACCGAGUUGGUCGAGGGAGAACCUGCAUUUGUGA
Molecule: messenger RNA, 672 nt
Organism: Aureobasidium namibiae CBS 147.97
Lineage: Eukaryota; Fungi; Ascomycota; Dothideomycetes; Dothideales; Saccotheciaceae
Exons: 3
Coding region: 1-672 (223 amino acids)
Source: RefSeq, a predicted model, not a curated record